This is a messenger RNA of Ziziphus jujuba (common jujube), 2125 nucleotides long. Its product is annotated as delta-1-pyrroline-5-carboxylate dehydrogenase 12A1, mitochondrial. Gene Ontology annotation, cellular component: mitochondrion. NCBI's taxonomy places the organism in Eukaryota, Viridiplantae, Streptophyta, Magnoliopsida, Rosales, Rhamnaceae. The transcript is spliced from 16 exons. The record is from RefSeq and is a predicted model, not a curated record. The coding region runs from base 305 to 1972 and encodes 555 amino acids. Gene Ontology annotation, molecular function: aldehyde dehydrogenase (NAD+) activity; L-glutamate gamma-semialdehyde dehydrogenase (NAD+) activity.
AAAUGCAACUCCACUGUGAUCAAAUGGGUGAUGCCCACAUGCAAUUAUAUCUCGUCUCCAUAACCUACACUUGGACGAUUGAUUGAAUUGGUGUAUAUUGGGAUGUGAAAUGACAGUAAAACACAAAAACAUGGUAUUUUAGUGUACCAAGAACCCAGUCGAUAUUUCACGCACACGGCUUCUCAUUUUUAGGCCUUCAGUCUUUGCCACCCCACUUCUAGAGUUUGUAAAAAAAUUAGACACCCUUUUGAUUUUCUAGAGAAAAAAAACCAAUUUGUGUGUUGGUAUUCUGUCAUCAUCCACCAUGAAUAAGUUUCUAGUUUGCAGAAAAAUGAGAUUCGGAGCUCCUCAAACAGCCUUAAGUUUGUUCAGUUCAUUUAACCUCUCGAGCAGAUCUCUUCAUUCUUUGCCAUUUGCAACUGUCGAAGCUGAAGCGAUAUCAGGUUCACAGCCAGCCGAAGUACAGAACUUGGUGCAGGGUAAAUGGACAGGAUCUUCAUGUUGGAAUACAAUUGUGGAUCCUUUAAAUGGGGAACCAUUUAUGAAAGUUGCUGAGGUUGAUGAAACAGGAAUUCAGCCCUUUGUGGAGAGCUUGUCCAGGUGUCCCAAGCAUGGUUUACACAAUCCCUUUAAAGAUCCUGAGAGGUAUCUUUUAUUUGGAGAUAUAUCUGCAAAGGCAGCUCACAUGCUUUCGCUGCCAAAGGUUGCAGAUUUCUUCACGAGAUUAAUACAAAGGGUUGCUCCAAAGAGUUACCAGCAGGCUUUUGGGGAAGUUUAUGUUACUCAAAAAUUUCUGGAAAAUUUCUCUGGUGAUCAGGUUCGUUUUCUUGCAAGGUCUUUCGGGGUCCCUGGAAAUCAUCUUGGACAGCAAAGUCAUGGCUUCCGUUGGCCUUAUGGUCCUGUUGCCAUUAUUACUCCCUUCAAUUUCCCACUAGAAAUACCUGUACUUCAGUUGAUGGGUGCACUUUAUAUGGGAAACAAGCCGGUUCUCAAAGUUGAUAGCAAGGUAAGCCUUGUGAUGGAACAAAUGACACGGCUGCUUCAUUACUGUGGUUUACCAGUGGAAGACGUUGACUUCAUAAAUUCUGAUGGAAAGACAAUGAACAAGCUGCUAUUGGAGGCAAAUCCACGAAUGACCCUCUUUACUGGUAGCUCGAGAGUGGCAGAUAAAUUGGCUGUUGAUCUAAAGGGUCGUAUUAAGUUGGAAGAUGCAGGAUUUGACUGGAAAAUCUUGGGGCCUGAUGUUCAGGAGGAGGAUUAUGUUGCUUGGGUCUGUGAUCAGGAUGCAUAUGCAUGCAGUGGUCAGAAGUGCUCAGCACAAUCAAUUCUAUUCAUGCACGAGAACUGGUCCAAAAGUUCUCUUAUAUCCAAACUGAAAGAUCUCGCCGAGAGAAGGAAGCUAGAAGAUUUAACUAUCGGCCCUGUCCUAACAUUUACAACUGAAGCAAUUCUAGAACACAUGAACAAAUUGCUCCAGAUACCAGGUUCAAAGCUACUCUUUGGCGGCGAACGUUUAAAGAAUCAUUCCAUUCCACCUGUAUAUGGUGCUAUCAAACCAACAGCCAUUUAUGUUCCUGUUGAAGAACUUCUGAAGGACAACAACUAUGACCUUGUAACUAAAGAAAUUUUUGGGCCCUUCCAGGUUGUCACCGAAUACAGCAAAGAACAACUCCCAUUGGUGUUGGAUGCCCUGGAGAGGAUGCAUACACAUUUAACAGCUGCUGUUGUUUCAAAUGAUCUUCAUUUUCUGCAGGAAGUUCUUGGCAAAUCGGUGAAUGGGACUACAUAUGCUGGACUAAGAGCAAGAACAACUGGAGCUCCACAAAAUCACUGGUUUGGACCGGCUGGAGAUCCCAGGGGUGCAGGAAUUGGGACCCCGGAAGCGAUAAAGCUUGUUUGGUCUUGCCACAGAGAAAUCAUCUAUGACUUUGGUCCAGUGCCUAGACAAUGGGAAAUUCCACCUUCCACCUAAAUAGAGACAUGGUGACUAGGAAAAUAAAACCAACAAUGUAAUGCAGACUAGCUUGUGUUUUUAAAGCUUUUUAUACUUCAAUAAUGCAUUUCACCGUGCCAAUGUUAAUUAGUCCUGUUACCACUUCCUGAGCUAUAGAAUUAAAUUUGCGAA